Acromyrmex echinatior (Panamanian leafcutter ant) is the source of this 894-nucleotide messenger RNA. RefSeq lists its product as uncharacterized. Lineage: Eukaryota; Metazoa; Arthropoda; Insecta; Hymenoptera; Formicidae. The record is from RefSeq and is a predicted model, not a curated record.
GCAUUUCGCGACGUUACUCUAUUCGUCGUUUACGAUUGCGUGGGAUCACCAUUUCAACGUAACUGAGUAAAACGAGAGAUGAUACUAUUCGCGAUCGUACUACUCGGUUUGACCAGCCUGGUCUCAGCCAAACCCACUUUUUUGUCUGUACCCUUGACAUACGCGACACCCCUGACUGCCCUGACAUCUGAUAUACAAGUUGGUAUCAACAGCGGAGCAUUGGACGGACCGGAAACCGCGCACAUUAACGAGAGGACAGAGUUGGCGAAUGGGAUUGCCAGUUCAGCCGUUGGAUCCUUACGAGAACGACAAUCGCUUUUUCGUGAUAAUGCGCCACCGAUAACGUCUUCCGCACCUCUUGGCACCGACGGCAGAGUCGUGGAUACGCCGGAAGUCGCAGCUGCGAAGGUGGCUCAUGCGGCAGCGCAUGUCCACGAGAGAAUCAACCUGGCGAACGAGAUUGCGAGGUCCAACGGUGGUGCACUGGUGGAUUCGUCUGACGUCGCCGACAGCAGGAUUCUGAAUGCACCGGAAGUCGCGACCGCGCGUGCCAACGGGAAGAUCUCUCCGAUGAACGAGGUUGCGAGAUCCAGCGAUGCUCUCCCAAAUGCCGUGAACGGUCGUGUAGUGCCAUUGGUGCUUGGCAACAACGUCAUUGCUACUCUGGUACCCAUCAGUCCCAAUGGCAAGCCAUUGGACGUACCGGAAGUGGCUGCGCGUGGAGAUCAGAAUUUGGCGAACGACGUGAAAUCUGUCGAUGCUUUGGCGAUCGCUGGAAGAGCGCUUGCUUACGGCAGAUUAGUUUAUUGAGGAAGGUUUUGCUGCUUAAAGGAAAUACAGCUUACACUGAGAAAAAGAUACUUCAAAAUUUAUUAGUAGGAUAUAAUGUUUAUU